ACGUGCUGAAUGUUCGUUCCUUCCCUGCAGGACUCGCGAGACUUGGAGUGAUGUUGCUUCUGCAGAUAGCUAUCCAGCUAGUAGCCGAGUUAGCUGUAUGAAACCCCAGACCUUUCCACUCAGUGCCCAAUAGUAUGGAUCCCUCGAGGCUGACAGGAUCGCUGAACUCUUUUCAGAUGGCAAAUGACGAGGAUUUAUGCCUAGACCUGCUGUCUGCGGACGCAGUUGUUGGGGACCCUAUGUCUAUGGAAUCCGGGAUCAACUUGCUGUCUGCACAGGUCGCUAUGGUGCCUUUGCCUGUAGAACCUGGUACGGGCCUUCUUCUCUCUACACACGCUGGGGUGAACUCCUUGUCUACAGACGCUGAGAUGGACCGACUGUCCUCGCACGCGGACUUGGACCCUCUUUCUACUGAAGCGGGAAUGGGCCUUUUAUCGUUACAGGCAGGUGUCAGCAUUCUGACCGCUCACGCCGAUAUGGACCUCCUGAGUUCGCAUUCUAAUAUGGAACCUCUAACGGAUCUGGGUGCGCCCGCUAGUGCCGGUGGUCUGCCGGAGACGAACUCGGCGGGAACCGGGAACUACUGUAUGGAGCGUGAGGCCCGUGGUGGGCCAGUCCUGACCCAGUCGGAGAGGGAGAGGCUGAAAACGCAGGAUAGCUUGAGCAUCUUAGGAGAUCCAGACUCACUGGAGCUUUCCAAGGCGCAGGUGGAGGAGUUCUACAGCCACAAGCAUCAAGAGCCUUCAGGUCCAUCCACCAGCUUCAGUGAGGAUAAGUGCCAGUGGUUUUCUGAGGCUACGUCAGUCAAGGUAGACCCUGAUAGAGAUAGACUAGAGGGGGCUCAAGAAGCCAGAGUCGGUACUGUCCGUUGGAAAGAGACCAGCGAGGCGCUGAAGCAGAGCGAUUCUGUUUCCCAAAGUUCAGCUUUAAACACACCAUGUGGAACAUCCCAGUUUGAAAAUGGCACAGGGAAGGAACAGGCUUUUUCAGAGCUUGGAAUGGAGGUGGACGGGGAGGUGGACAGUGUCAGAAGAGUCCCCAGCCCAGACGAACCCAUCGUGAUCACGGAUGUGAGAGCCCUGCCGGUGAGCGAGCUGUACGGCCAGGAGGACGUGAACAUGGCGAGCGGUGGAGAACUACCAGGUGAGGGCAGCCUGUCCUCACAAACCUUCACCACCAAACCACACACAGCCGUCAACGUAGAGGGGCAUGCUGGUGCUAAUGACACAACUGUCAUUGAAGAUUCUCCAACCCUGCAUAAGAGGCCUGGAGUGGCAAGCCAGGACUCAUCUAACGAUGUCCAGCUGGUGGAGGACGACGCUCCAGGGGACGUGGUGGAAGUUUCGAAGGACGUGACCUCCGACCGGCCCACUGGCCUCCGUCGUUCCUCCAGGACGGUGAAGCCCAUCCUCCCCAGCGCCCCUCCAGCCCCCGCCCGCCCCCUCGCCAGCCAGCCCCCCGGCUCCGCCCGAAUGCUUCCCCACAGGCCUGGGCACCCCGGGGCCCCUCUGACAGAGCAGUCUGACCCGUCCUCUUCUUUCACCUGUGCCAACUGCUCCGAGUCUCUGAAGAGCGGUCAGACGGCGUACCAGCGCCGGGGCCUGCCCCAGCUCUUCUGCAGCUCUGUGUGCCUGUCCUCCUUCGUCAGGAAACCCCCUCGGAAAACCCCCUGUGCUCACUGUCGAAGCGAUAUGACGAAUAACAAGAACUCCACCAUUGCGCAGAUCGGCCAGUCCUUCCAUGAGUUCUGCAGCGGCGCAUGCCUGGCGCAGUACGAGGCGCGGGCGCAGGAGACACCCCCCCACGACCCUGCGCCCCUCUCCAGGAGGUGCAGUGUGUGCAGCCGGGCCCGGGAGAUCAUCCACGAGGUUAGCACCGGGAACGUGGUGCAUCUUCUGUGCAGCAACGCCUGUUUCAACACCUUCCGGGCGUCCAAGGGGCUGAAGACCAACUGCUGUGAUGCCUGCGGCACCUACAUCAACAUGUCGGCCUGCAAACCGGAGUACCUUCUCCACGACGGCAUACAGAGGAGGUUCUGCAACUCCUCCUGCGUCAAGCUCUACAAGAUGAAGAACACCAAGGUUUUGUCAUGCCAGUGGUGUAAGACUCUUGGUCAGAAGUUUGAAAUGCUGUCGAACGUGGAUGCCGGCGGGAAGAUCCAACACUUCUGCUCAACUUGCUGUAUCACAUCAUACAAAGUGAAAACGUCUGUCAACACAGUUCCUCAGUAUCCUUGCGUCUUCUGCAAGAAAUCUCUCCGUGAACCUGCGUACUUCUGCAAGGAAAACAAGACGGUAUACACGUUCUGCAGCCCAGGGUGUUGGAUCAAAUUUCAGAGCCACAAUCCAGAUGGUGUCAUCCAUUUAAACUGCCAAUCCUGCCACGACAUGUUCACAUGGAAACCAGAAGUCUUAGAAUGGCAGAACUCCAUGUAUCAGUUCUGCAGCAAGGACUGCAGUAGGGCCUACAAGGGCCUGAACGGGGUGAUCACGUCAUGUGCGCAGUGCAAGCAGGAGAAAAUUCUACACAAGAAGAUGAUGUUUUCAGGGGUGGAGAAGGCUUUCUGCAGUAACGCCUGCGGCGGGCUGUACAAACAGGACGUCACCAGACGUCUGGGAGCCGCGUCGGUGGACUGCUCCUACUGCAGCCAGACCUGCGUUCCUACCGUCACAGACGAACAGGGGGACAAGAAGUGGGCCUUCUGCGCCCUGGACUGCAAGAGAAAAUACCUCCGCCUACACCUGAACAUGUCGUUCUGCCACUUGUGUCAACGCCAAGGGAAGCUUCAUGAGAAUCUGCUGUGGAAGGGCGACCUCAGACACUUCUGCAACCACCAGUGCCUGCUCUACUUCUGCAGCCAGCACAACCAGCCCAGCCCUCAAGGCUUCCCCCCAGGACCCAAGUCCCCCCCUGCUGCUACCAGGAAAAGUGAAACGCAGACUCCUGCAAGGCUGAGGUCUACGUCCAGGCCUGAAACUGCAGCUGUUUCCUCCCUCGCUCCUCCCCCCACGUCCCAGAAGAACAAGUCGUCCAUGUGCAAGCCCAUGGUGGAAACCAUCGCCAUCUCCUGUAAACCUGAGACCAAGACCCAGAGCUGCCAGACAGAUGACUACCUGCUGGCUCCGCCCCUAGUGUUGCCCAUCCCUGUGCCUGUGUACGUUCCCCUGCCUCUGCAGAUGUACUGUCAGUCCAGUCCCAUCACCCUGGCCUGGCCCCUGCCCCUCCCGGUGCCGGUGUUCCUGCCCAGCACGCUGGACCAGAUCAUGGAGACCAUCAAGGAGCUGAAGCUCAGCCUGCCGUACGAGCCGGCGGAGGCUGACAUCACCGCUGAGGGCGAGGCUGAGGGCGAGGCUGAGGGAGAGGCUGGGGGCGAGGCUGGGGGCGAGGCUGGGGGCGAGGCUGGGGGCGAGGCUGGGGGCGAGGCUGAGGCUGACAUCACUGCUGAGGGCGAGGCUAAGGGCGAGGCUGACAUCACCAGUGAGGCUGAAGGCGAGGCUGACAUCACCAGCGAGGCUGAGGCUGAAGGCGAGGCUGACAUCACCAGCGAGGCUGAGGCUGAGGGCGAGGCUGACAUCACCAGCGAGGCUGAGGCUGAGGGCGAGGCUGACAUCACCAGCGAGGCUGAAGGCGAGGCUGACAUCACCAGCGAGGCUGAGGCUGAGGGCGAGGCUGACAUCACCAGUGAGGCUGAAGGCGAGGCUGACAUCACCAGCGAGGCUGAGGCUGAGGGCGAGGCUGACAUCACCAGCGAGGCUGAGGACGAGGCUCGGGGAGAGGCUGAGGGCGAGGCCAGCCUCUGUGUCGACCCCAGUGGUGGGAGCCGUGAUGCGGAGCAGGAAGAGGAGCCUGUGCCGGCCCCCCAGGCCCUGCUGACCUCUGACCUGGACGUGGACGACUUGCUGUCUGAGCCUGGCUCUGCUGACCAGCUCCUCACAGCUCCCGAGGGGGUGCACGCUGACGGACCCUCUGACGGUGGAGCAGCAGAGCUUCCAUCAGACACACCAGAGGAGAGCCCUAAUGUCGUGGUCCUCAAGGGUUCGAAGCGGCAGGCUAUGUCGGGCGUGGCUGUCCGGGACCCCCUGGACAGCCACGCUCCAGGCCCUGGGCUGGACAGCUCCUGUGGGGUGCAGGCCUGGAGGGCCUGGGUGGAGAGCCAGCGCUCUGGAGGUGACAACAGAAAAGAGAACCCCAUUGAUCUGAAGGAGGAUCUUUUGUCCUGCUCUCCGUCGGAGCUGAACCAAGGCCUGUCCCAGUUUGUCCAGGACAUAGUGACUCCCAGAGGGCCGUGCUUCCAGCCUCACAGCGUGUUUUAUCUGUGUCUGGGCAUCCAGCAGUUCCUCCUUGAAAACAACCGCAUGGUCAACAUCUUCACGGACCAGCUGUACAGCGGCUUUGCCAGGCAGCUGGAUGGGGUCCUCAGUGGCUGGGUUCCUCUGCUCAACACAGACGGUGAUCACGUGUCCCGUGUUGUGGAGGAGCACCUCUGGGAGUGUAAGCAGCUGGGCGUGUACUCUCCCUUCGUGCUUCUCAACACGCUCAUGUUCUUCAACACCAAGUUCUUCCACCUGCGCACGGUGGAGCAGCACAUGCAGCUGUCCUUCGACAACGUCGUCCGCAGGACCAAGAAGGGCCCCGCGGGCCACGCCGCCACCAGGCUGGCCAGCGUGUGCUAUCGCCCCCGCACACGCUACAAGAAACACACCAGCAGAGAGUGCACCCUGGGUAAAAGGAAACGAGAAGACGAGGAGGAACUGGAGCAGGAGGAGAACCGCAUGAACCCCCUCAGAUGCCCAGUCAAGUUCUUCGAGUUCUACCUCUCUAAAUGCCCCAACGCCGUGCUCAGCAGUUCCACCUCCAUCUACCUGCUUCCGGAGAGAACCUGCACCAUCGACAGCGACCUGUGGUACUCCGAGACGCCCAUGUCCAGGGGAAUGCUCGGAGUCCUGCUGAACCGCAUCCUGGCCGUGAGGGACAUUUCUGGGGAGCCCUCAGGACAGCGCAACGUGGACUGAACAGUCACACAGCACUGGGGAUACGCUUGUGGUACAAAAGGUGCCAGACUUCUUUUUCCGUUUCUUUGGCAAGAUACAGUACUAACACCAUUUGUAGUAACUUGGGAAAUGUAAUGACACCGUGUUAUGGUUUAGUCACUUGAGUUUAUUUUAAUCAGGGCAGUGAGGAGGGAAGUGUUUCCCGGGGCCAGUGGAUGGUAGUUUUGUUAUUGUUUUAGUGGCAUCUUGUGUAGCCCCUCUGGCCCACAUGCUUACCUGAGAAGCUCCCUGAUCUUCCUCUAGGUUUUCACUAGUGAAUAAUGUCACACUAAGGUAGUUGAACCACAAUUUAUGUUUUUACAAGAAAACUGUACUUUAUACUUUGUACAUGUCAAAUGCCACCAUGUUCUACCCAAAUAACAAACAGACAAGUUGUUUUGGUGACAGUUUGGAACAGCGCGUGUUGUGUGUGCCGUGGUUUGGAAGAGAAGGAAGGUAGACGUUGUGGGAUUGGAUCAUUUGUUUAUAUUGUAUUGGAGAUCUAUUUUUAUUACACAUUUUUAUAGAGAACAGCAUUUUACUUAAAAUUCAUUUAUUUAAAAUGAAAAUUAAAUGCAAUACUGGUUUCCUUUUCAUUCCAAAGCAGAUUUGUAACUAUAUAAUUGAUGGCACUGUAUAUUAUCAAACAGUUAAGUUUCAAAUCUGCACUGAGAAAGGACAGUCUAUGGAAAUGAAUACCUGUACAGUAAUAACCUUUCACCUGCUUUAGUUGUUGUUUUAUUUAAUCGUAAAACAGAUGUUGCCAUUCAUUAAACCACAUCAACCUUGAA
Molecule: messenger RNA, 5821 nt
Organism: Osmerus eperlanus (European smelt)
Lineage: Eukaryota; Metazoa; Chordata; Actinopteri; Osmeriformes; Osmeridae
Product: zinc finger MYM-type protein 3-like
Exons: 24
Coding region: 135-5012 (1625 amino acids)
Molecular function (GO): zinc ion binding
Source: RefSeq, a predicted model, not a curated record